This is a messenger RNA of Sporothrix schenckii 1099-18, 639 nucleotides long. RefSeq lists its product as uncharacterized. The record is from RefSeq and is a predicted model, not a curated record. Bases 1 to 639 code for a protein of 212 amino acids. NCBI's taxonomy places the organism in Eukaryota, Fungi, Ascomycota, Sordariomycetes, Ophiostomatales, Ophiostomataceae. The transcript has 3 exons.
AUGGUAUCAGCGAGCGCCAGCCGCGACUGGCCCAAGCUCAAGCAUGCAGAACGAGAUGUACGUCGGUCACGCCUUUUGGACAGCAAACUAGUAACUGAACGUUGCCAGGGCGCGGCGAGUGAAAAGCAGUGCGAUAUCCACGGAGAUUGUUUCGUAGCCGCAGCAGUCUUUUCUCCGCAGUCUAGAUUAGUCACAGAUUGGGCGGAGGCUGGCGAAGGAGAGACCAAAACGGAGCGCAUUGGCCAUCUUGGCGUCUCUCAAAGGGUGGUUGUUCGCUGGUACCUAUGGCAUGCGCUUGCACAGAACAGAAGUUUCGGUGAAGCUAUAACGAACAGCUUGCGCGAAAGGUCCAUCGAGCGACAAGACGCGUUCGUAUACGAGAACGGCCAGUCAGGUUAUUUGACAUACGCAAAUAGAAGCCCUGUUCUAGAUCUGGCCAGCCCAAACCCACGGAACCGUCCGUUUGUUCCUGCAGUGGAUGCAAAGUACAAAGUACGGACUACUGCACGGCCCAAUGUGCAAGGCGAAGACCAAAAGAAGUGCCGCGGUCAUAACAUAAUACGCCUCGCCUGGGACGUCGAUGUGCAAGCGGACCUGAAUAUUUCCCUUCCGGUCCCUGACAACGGCAAUAUGAAAUGA